This is a messenger RNA of Poecilia latipinna (sailfin molly), 4589 nucleotides long. It is a transcript of the gene akna, whose product is annotated as AT-hook transcription factor. Gene Ontology annotation, biological process: epithelial to mesenchymal transition; neuroblast delamination; neuroblast division in subventricular zone. The transcript has 24 exons. The coding region runs from base 246 to 4244 and encodes 1332 amino acids. Gene Ontology annotation, cellular component: centrosome. The record is from RefSeq and is a predicted model, not a curated record. Lineage: Eukaryota; Metazoa; Chordata; Actinopteri; Cyprinodontiformes; Poeciliidae.
GCUCACAAAUAAAGAUGUUCGGACAAACAAAGCACCGUGUCGACAUCUAGAAUGUGUAACAUCCUGGAAGAUGAAGACUAAACAGGAGUUUCGUUUCAAUAUUUGACACAAGCUCAGUGUGGAAAAACUAAAGCGAUGGUUGAAGUGAGGAGGACUGAAAGUGAGCGGAAAGAAGGCAUUUGGUUGAAAGAAUCUGAGAAAGAUGCUCCGUGUGCUGGACUGAGAAGCUGAGACUUUAGGGCUGAAUGGACAGAAGAAAAAACAGACCCGGGGUUCUCCACUGGACCCCGUCGCCCAUCCAAGAGUCUCUCUCCUUCGCGCUGACAUCCGACGACUCCUGGGAGGAGGAUGACGAUGGCAAGGCCAAAGAGGAAGAGGAUGACUUCUUCAAGGAGAUGAAUGAAGACGGCAUCAUUGGGCUGUCAGAGGCCCUGGAGGAGUGGGAAUUAGGGAACCCGUGUGGCGAUCCUUGCUCCCCAGAGGACACGGUUCCUAGUGGAGGCGACAAGGAUUCGUCUCUAAAAUCCUCAGGAGAUGAUCUUCAACCCCGGCCAGCCCCAGCAGUUGAAAACCCAGAGCCUAGCGGUCUGGCCUCUGAGUCCACGGUCACCUCCUCCUUUUCUCCUCACCGUUACACGCUCACCGAGGAGGAGCUGACGACUGCUUCAGGGAUCGAAGCAGAAACCUUCCCAGACACAGAAACAGAGUCUUGCUGCAGCAGCGUGAGGUCCAGCGCAUCGCGCCUGGAGCUGAAGCUCAGAGGUUCCCCUCGGGCAGCUGUGCCCCUUUCUGAACAAGUUGUGUUGGAGAAUAUUUCUUCAGAAGGAUCAGAGAAGCAGAAAGCUGGACUCCCUGCUGAAGCUCUGAAGUCCAGGACGUGUUCCUUCGGCAGAGCCUCGAACAGCUCGGCAGAGUCCAGAGGUUGUGACAGAAACAUGAAAGCUGCUGGAGCCAGAAGUAACCCUGCAGGAACGGACGAGCUCAGGAGAGCAUCACUGUCUCAUCAAACCCCGAACUUCUCGAAGGUGGAACCCAGGAUUCAUUUCCCUAAGCGAGGCUACAAGCCUCCGAAAGGCAGGAAGUUGUUAGAGAGAGCCACGAUGUCGCCGCAGCCCCCCAUCGUGUUUAAAUCCCCCGCCGACAUCGUUCAGGAAGUCCUGUUCAACAGUGACAGAUCCUCCCCCUGUGAUACCAACACGCCCACCAAGGCUGCCAGCUCCACCGUCCCUCCAGAGUUCAGGUGUCGGCAGCAGGCCACCACUCUGCUGCAACAGCUGCAGGAAGACUACGACAGGCUGCUGACCAAGUACGCGGAGGCGGAGAACACCAUCGAUCGUCUCCGUCUGGAGGCAAAGGUGAACCUGGACUCUGAGCCUCCGAAGGCCGGUCACGCCGUGCCUGCUGGGCUGAACCAGACGGCUUCAAAACUGUUGAAGAUGGAUUUGUUUUAUCCUCACAGAGCUGUGACCGGCUCUCCUGGACGAGCUGCUCAUCAGGAAAAGUUAGACGCCUCUUCUUUGCCAUCCGACUUCGGACAACAACUCUCCAACAUCCUGUUCACUCAGUCUGAGAAGUUCCUUCAGCAGGUGCAAACUUUUGAGGAUCUCCUUAAGAAUGAUAAACUCGCAUCCUUAGAAGAAUUAAAGCGCGGCGUUUCUCAGCUCUACGAAGGGCUGAACUCUCUAGAGAGAGGAUACCUUCUGGCUCGAGAUGAGCACAAACUCCUGCAGCAGAGAGGACUGGAAACCCAACAUUUUGACCCCGAACGAACCCUGGAGAGCCUGAUCUUUCAGUGCGGGCUGCGGAUGGAGGAUCUGAAGGAGCAGGUGGAUCGGGUUCAGCUGAACACGAUUGAGCAUCAGGAGCCGAUUCACCUGGAAUCGGUUCAGCAGAAGCAGACUGAGCAGGUGGAGCAGAUUCAGCAGGAGAAGAUUCAGCUGGAGUUGGUUCAGCAGAAGCAGACUCGGCAAGAGCCGAUUCAGCAGGAACCGAUUCAGCAGCAGGAUCCGAUUCAGCUGGACCUGACUGAGCAUCAGGAGGCGAUUCAGCUGCUGUUGGUUCAGCAAGAGCAGACUGAGCAGAAUCAGAUUCAGCAGCAGGAGCCGAUUCAGCUGGAGUUGAUUCAGCAAGAGCAGCUUCAGCAGCACAAAGCUGUUGCUUCUUGUCGUUCUUCACCUCCUCUGACCUCCUCAUGUGAUCCGUCUGAAGGAGAAGUAACCCAGACUCAGCCGCAGAGUCCGUCUUCCCAGACUGGUUCUGGUUCUGCAGCAGAGCUGGAGAUAAACUCAGCUUGUAAAAAGAGUGAGGAAGAGGAAGAUGUGGCUGAAGACGACCUCAUGUCUCUCUACUUAAGAUCUUUGUCUAGAAGGGGCAAACAUGAUGAGUUUGAACAAUCUGAUUCGCUGGAUUACUGCCGAACACUGAAGGAGUGUUUCAUAGUUCCCAAAGCUACGUCCUCUCUUCCUUCAAACUCGCCUCCAAAACACGGAGGAGAGAAAAAAGAGCAGAAAGGUUGGAGAAAUGGAAACGGCGAAGUCCAGGAAACUUUUGCACAGAGCAGAAAAGUGGAAUCGGACGUCGACUCUCUGCGACGCAGUAAGACCAGCCUUCCCUCCUGCAGCCCGCCCUCCACGCCGCCUGCUGCUUCGGCCCGCAGCAGGAAACGUUUGGAGCGGAGCAGCAGCCUGAGCAGCGCCUGCAGCCUGGUGGACGGAGCGCCAGAGUGGAGGAACUGCAAGGUCCAGACAGGAAGCAGGCGGGUCCUGUCUCAGGAUCGAAUCUCCCCAGAGACGGACAGCGGCUUCAUGGGCUCCGAGAGCAGCCGUCUGAUUCCUGGUGCAGUUCCACUGUGCCCCCACCAGAUGGCGACAGAGAGCGUGUCGGCGCCUCAGGACAGAAGCCCAAACAGGCCCCUGUCAGCCUGCCAGCUGGAUGCGGGGCCCAGAGACGGCACCGAGCCGGAGCCCCGUCCCAGGAGGAGGAGCAGGCAGAGGAGGCGCACCUUCUCCCCCCAGAGCUUCAUCAGCCAGAGGAAACAGGCCAGAGCCGACGCCAGGCCCUCUGGCCUCUGGACGCUCUUUUACUCGAGCACAAGCAACGCUCACUCGCCCUCUGAGGACCAGCAGAGCGCCCGCUCCACCGCCGGCUCUCUCUCCAGCUCCCCGCCGGCCGCCCGCCGUCGCCAUGGCGACCCCCCCAGGGCUCGGAGCUCCAGCAGGGGGGGCCGGGGGAACCCCAUUGACGCGUUCCUGAUGCUGCAAGCCGAAGUUAACCACCUGAAGGAGAGACUGGAUAUUUCUCAGAGGAACGAGAAACCGCCGAGCUCGGCGAAAAACGAGAAGCCGCUGGGCGCCGCGGUGACUUCGGCUCAGAAAAACUUCUGCCACCGCUCCUCCCCGCCUCCCAUCAGAUCCGUGGAGCUUUGCAGCGACGUCGGUCUGGAGAGGAGAUUAGUUCAGACCCUGGAUGACAUCGAACCCGAGACGCUUUCUGGUAAAACGGCCAGAGAGACGAGAGACGCUGCUGCGCCAAAACAACAAAAUCACUUCUUCAGGGGAUCAGAACUGGAGCAGCUUCAGGCUCAGGUUUCCAGAUUUACCCAAACGUCUCUGGCGCCGCUGAAGGUCUCCUCUAACGUUCACAGCAGGAACACACAGACGUGGAUGUCCUCUGCUCCGGACGCUGCAGACAAACCUGACAGCGAAGAUCAGAGUCACCUCUGUCCUCAGUGCUCGUCCGUCCUCAGACAGCCAGCCUAUCCACCAGGUGGCAGCAGAGAGCCGUUGGAUUCUCCGUGUUGGUGCCGCUGUUCCAUCUGUGGACUCCUCAAAAUACACAAAUCCACAGAUUCAGAUUGUUACAGAUAUUUUCCCCCCACUCACAAAAACCACCAGCCAGAUUCCUCAGACAGAGUUUCCUCCAGGAGGUUCAGCAGUUCAGUGUCACCUUCACCCCCGAACCAGGAGCCUUUGUACCAGCAGCAGCAGCUGCUGCUGCCCUCCAAACCUCAGUACUCCUUUGCUGACGCGUCGCCGGGCCACGGCUCAGGACUCCGGUGGCCCAGAGAGAGGAAGCACCGGCGCAGACGCUCGCACGCGGUGGAGGCCCAGACGUCGCUGGACGGCUCUCUGGAGCGCGCCAUCCGUGCGGCGCGGCGCAUGAAGCGCACGUCCAGCCACAUGGCGCGCUCGCUGGCGUCGGGCCUCGUCUACCAGAAGCUGCUCUCGCAGUCCUGCUACUACUAGAGGCGAGCCGCAAGCCGAGCCGCUCCGGUCACGGGCAGGGACAGCAACGCUACCAACGUCAAUAAAAACAGUAACUUUCCACUUUGUUACUUUGCUUUGGUUUUACUCUCAGGAGAAACUUUUCUGUUCGGGUUUUGGAGCUGAAUUUUAUUAUUUUAUUUUUUUCUGAGUUUCGGUUAUAAAUUUUGUCAAUAUGUCAAAAAAACAUUAUUUUGUAAUUGCUUUGUUUCCACUUCCUGUCGUCAUCGUCUUUGUUGUUUCCAGCAGUGGUAACAUCCUGUUGUGGGUCACCUGCAAAACAGUUUUUUUUUCUUACAUUCCAGUUUUGAUAAAGUAAAAAAAAAA